Molecule: messenger RNA, 1677 nt
Organism: Emys orbicularis (European pond turtle)
Lineage: Eukaryota; Metazoa; Chordata; Testudines; Emydidae
Gene: CKAP4
Product: cytoskeleton associated protein 4
Exons: 2
Coding region: 1-1677 (558 amino acids)
Cellular component (GO): rough endoplasmic reticulum
Source: RefSeq, a predicted model, not a curated record
AUGUCCGCCGCCAGACAGCGGAGCAGCAAGGGCAGCGGCUCGGCGGGCUCGGAAAAGGGAGCCCAGUCCCACUCCGGCGGCGCGGAUGACGUGGCAAAGAAGCAGCAGCAGCAGGCUCCCGCCAAGGGGAGCAAAGCAGCGGCUGGAGGCCGCCCGUCCCCCUGCAGCCUGGGCAAGGCUUUUCACGCUCUCUUCUCCCUCGCGCUGGUCGGAGCCGCCGUGUUCUCGGGCUGGGGCGUGCAGCACCUCCUGGGGGAGGUCAGCCAGCUCAGCCUGCGCCACGAGGGCGCGGCGCGGCAGCGAGAGGAGCUGGCUCACGCCCUGGAGGGGGUCGUGCAGAAGGUGCAUUCUCUUCAAGCCACAUUUGGAGAUUUUGAAUCCAUGAUGAAAAGUGCUCAGCAUAAACAAGAAGUUACUGAGAAGACUGUUAAACAAGGGGAGAGUGAAAUAAAUCGAAUCAGUGAAGUUCUUCAAAAACUACAAAAUGAAAUCCUGAAAGACCUGUCUGAUGGCAUCCAUGUGGUAAAGGACGCAAGAGAACGAGACUUCAUGUCGCUUGAAAACACUGUGGAAGAAAGAUUAACAGAGUUGACCAGGUCUAUCAAUGAUAACAUUGCCAUAUUCACUGCAGUCCAGAAAAGGAGCCAAAAUGAAAUCAACGAUAUGAAAGCAAGGGUGGCUUCACUGGGAGAAAUAGAUGUGUAUAAACAUGAAUUAAAGGCGUUGAAAGAUGCUGUUGAUGAGAUGCAAACAUCCAUGAAAACCAAAGAAAAGGCCAUAGAGUCUCUGAAAAGUACAAUAGAGUCCAUGGAAUCUGAUGUUUAUACUGAAAUCAAAGCAUUAGUCAACCUCAAACAGGAACUUGAGAAGUUCAAAGAGACUGCAGACACAGAACACCUUUCAUUAAAAGCUUUUCAAGAGAAAGUUCUUAAAGCUGAAGAAUCCAUUAUGCAGCUCCCUGAUGAGAUUAAAAGACUUGAUGAAGAUUUACUGCAAAUUAAAGCCAACCUUAACAAACAGGAAGAAAAUGUACUCUCCAAAAAUGUGUUAGAAACCCUUGAAAAGAACAGGGAAGACUUUGAAUUCAGAUUCAGACAUGUAGAAGACAAUUUUCGGUCUCUAAGUUCUACUGAUACUCAACAGACUGAAAAGAUGGAAUCACUUCUUUCUAAGCACGAAGAGUAUGAAAGCAAGCUAGCUGCUCUAGAGGAAGCCAUUGAAUCUCUACGUAGUACCUCAGAUGUUGAUGUACAUUCAAUAACCGACACUGUGCGAAGUCUUAGUGAAUCUCAGCUCUCAUUAUACAAUGAUGUUGAUGAACUGAGAAGAAGUGUGAGUGACCUACCAAACUCUGCUGAUGCACUUCAUAACAUCCAGAAACAAGUUAGUGCUUUGCUGGAUCAAGAAAAGCCUCAGAUGGGCCAAGCACAAUCUCAAGACUAUCUUGAAAAACUGUCUUCUGUAGAAGGCUCUGUAGACAAAUUAAGAUCUUUUGUCAAUCAAGUCGAAUCUGACUUGAAAAUGAUAAGAACUGCAGUAGAUAGUUUAGUUGCUUACUCAGUGAAAAUAGAAACUAAUGAGAACAACGUGGAGUCUGUGAAGAGUUUGGUAGAUGACCUAAGGAAUGAUCUGGAUAGAUUGUUUAUGAAAGUAGAAAAGAUACAUGAAAAAGUUUAA